ACGCACACCAUGAUUCCACGAACCCUGCUAACGGCGGCGGCGGCCAGGCGGACGGCGAUCGGGCGGUGGGCAGCGAGCAAGCGGAUGCAGUGGACGGCACGGCGGAGGACGGACAUCGGCUCACGUCCAGGGCGUAGCGAACAGCGGCUGCCGCCUGCCGCUUGCCGCCUGCAUCAAGCGGACGGCGCGCCGGCCGGCGAGCACGGGUAGGACACAGCGAGCGGCGGGGCCUGCCAAGUGCCAACUGCAUUAGGCGUACGGCAUCGCGCAGUGCAGGUAAUAUAGUGGUUUCAAGAACGGUUUUGCUAAAGCACAUCUAGAUGUGAUAUAAGUAUUGCGCAUUUAAGUUCUAUGUCAUUGAUCUUACAUUAAAAUUUGUGUGGAUAUUUUUUUUCUUUUUCUCUUUAUGCUUGAUUCACUCACUUAGAUGUGUAAUAACUAGAGCACAUCUUGAUGUGCCCUAGAGCACAUCUUGAUGUGCCCUAGACACACCCUAAAAACUAAUGUUUUUGAAAGAAAACAAACAAAACAAGAAUUCUGCCUAUCUGUUGCAGUGUUGACCACUGCACCAUGACUAAAAUAUCAUGACAAGCAGGAAGGGAGGAUCUCACGUUCAGCUGAGAGAUUGCUUUAUGUGGUUUUCUUAUUGUAGUUGCAUGCCUUUGUCAAUAUUUUUUAAGAAGGGUGUAUCUAGGGCACAUCUAGAUGUGUCCUAGUUAUUGCACAUCUAAGUGAUUGAAUCAAGUAUAAAAUGAAAAAGAUAAAAGAGAAAAAAAUAUUUACAUGAAUCUUAAUGUAAGAUCAAUGACAUAUGACUUAGAUGUGCAAUACUUAUAGCGCAUCUAGAUGUGCUUUAGCAAAACUGAUAAGAAAUAAGAGGCUACUGCUAAGAGGCAAAAGUCAAAGAGGCUAGCCCUAAGAGGAAAAAAUCAAGCAUAGGAUUUGGAGUAUGGACCAUUUUGUGGUUACCUAUUGCCGCCAACCCAUUCAAGUGCAGUUAUGUUGACACCAACGUAGGAUGUUAGACCACCUGCUUGACAUCCACCCACAUAACGGGCCUAUAAAUCGAGUGGAUACAGCGGUCAUCUCGUCGCCACAGCCCACAGGUGGCAAAGAGCCAUCAUAUCCAUCAUAGGCAUCUCCUCGCUGAGUGGUACGUACGUAGCAUUACCAUCUAGCUUGCGAUGGCUACGAACCCCGGCAUCCUCAGCGAGUGGCCAUGGAAGAGACUCGGCAGCUUCAAGUAUCUUGUGCUGGCGCCAUGGGUGGUGCACGGGUGCCACCUCGCGGCGACCAAGGGGUGGAGGGAGCUGGACCCGGGCUACAUUGCCAUUCUCCCGUCGAUGCUGCUCCGGGCGCUCCACGACCAGGCAUGGAUCACCGUGUCCCGCCUCUACAACGCGCGCGGGAAGCGCCAGAUCGUCGACCGCGGCAUCGAGUUCGACCAGGUCGACCGCGAGCGCAACUGGGACGACCAGAUCAUCCUGAGUGCCAUCCUGCUGCUCCUUGGCUCGCUGUACCUGCCGGGUGGGCAGAACCUGCCAUGGUGGAGGAUUGAUGGCGCAGUGCUGCUGGUGCUGCUUCACGCCGGCCCGGUCGAGUUCCUCUACUACUGGUUCCACCGCGCGCUGCACCACCACUUCCUCUACACCCGCUACCAUUCGCACCACCACGCCUCCAUUGUCACCGAGCCAAUCACAUCCGUAAUCCAUCCAUUUGCCGAGCUACUAGCCUAUCAACUGCUGUUCUCGGUCCCAAUGAUCACCUGCGCACUGACCGGAACCGCCUCCAUAAUCACGUUCGAGAUGUAUGUGAUCUACAUUGACUUCAUGAACAACAUGGGCCACUGCAACUUCGAACUGGUACCUAAUCGGCUCUUCAAAUGGAUCCCCCCUCUCAAGUAUCUCAUGUAUACACCAUCGUUUCAUUCUCUUCACCACACCCAGUUCCGGACAAACUACUCUCUUUUCAUGCCAUUCUAUGACUACAUAUACAACACCAUGGACAAGUCGACGGACGCGCUGUACGAAAACUCACUCAAGGGCAAGGAGAAAGAAGUAGAUGUGGUUCACCUUACGCAUCUUACCAGCCUGCAGUCUAUCUACCAUAUAAGGACCGGGUUCGCCCAGUAUGCCUCCAAGCCAUACACUUCCAUGUGGCAGUUGCGGAUCAUGUGGCCCGUGUCAUGGCUGUCCAUGGUACUGACGUGGGCAUACGGUUCUUGGUUCACCGUUGAGAGGAAUUCCAUGAAGAAGCUCCGUAUGCAGUCGUGGGCUAUACCAAGAUACAGUUUCCAUUAUGGACUGAACAAGGAGAAGGAAGCAAUCAAUGACCUGAUUGAGAAGGCGAUAUCUGAAGCUGGUAAGAAAGGAGCAAAAGUUGUUAGCCUUGGACUUCUGAAUCAGGCGCAUAGCCUCAAUGGAAGUGGAGAACUUUAUCUGCAGAAAUACCCAAAGAUGGGGGUAAGACUUGUGGAUGGCACUAGCCUAGCUGCUGCAGUGGUCAUCGACACUAUUCCCCGAGGCACAAAUCAAGUUAUCCUAGCGGGAAAGAUUUCGAAGGUGGCUCGUAGUGUUGCUGCGGCACUCUGCAAGAAAAACGUCAAAGUCAUAAUGACAAACAAGCAGGAGUACCAUCUCCUGAAGCCUUGUAUACCAGAAAAUGAAGCCGGGAAUCUUUUAUUAUCAACAACUAGCACUACAGAGGUGUGGCUCAUUGGAGAAGGUCUGGAUGCUGCUGAGCAGUUCAGGGCACCGCAAGGAACAAAGUUCAUCCCAUUCUCACAGUUCCCGCCAAAGAUGGCGCGCAAGGACUGCUGCACCUAUGCUAUGACUCCUGCAAUGGGUGUACCUGAAUCGAUGCAAAACGUGCACUCGUGCGAGAAUUGGCUGCCAAGGAGGGUCAUGAGCGCGUGGCGCGUCGCUGGAAUUGUUCAUGCAUUGGAGGGAUGGAGCGAGGAUGAGUGCGGAGAUACAGUGCUGGACCUGGAGAAAGUGUGGUCUGCGGCAAUUAUGCAUGGGUUCCGCCCUGUUGCACAACUUUGAUGGUUUUGGCUGCAAGUCACUGCCAUAAUCUUCAGAUAGCUAUGCCAUAAUUAAACAUGCUAAGGGAGAAAGGCACACAUUACAUUGGACGCCACAAAUGUAAACUCCCAGUAGGUUGAUCUGCUACUAUUGGCUCUUCACUACACUAUUUAUCUUCUAUGCAAUCACACCGACAAUGAAUUAAUUAUGUAUCACUAUCUGUUGGAUCAAUAAUGUAAGUCAAUGUAGAAACACAGAUGGACCAUUUAUGUGAUCAUUUUACAUUUA
This is a messenger RNA of Triticum aestivum (bread wheat), 3311 nucleotides long. Its product is annotated as very-long-chain aldehyde decarbonylase GL1-5. The record is from RefSeq and is a predicted model, not a curated record. Bases 1185 to 3044 code for a protein of 619 amino acids. NCBI's taxonomy places the organism in Eukaryota, Viridiplantae, Streptophyta, Magnoliopsida, Poales, Poaceae. Gene Ontology annotation, biological process: lipid biosynthetic process. The transcript is spliced from 10 exons. Gene Ontology annotation, molecular function: oxidoreductase activity; iron ion binding.